GUAUCCUACAUUCAGUCAACUACACGUGAAGGGAAAAAGUGCACUGCUGAAAAUGCAUUCUUAAGGCCAGUACGAAACAGAUCUAACUUGAAAAUUCAAACACGAUCUCGAGUUUCUAGAGUACUCGUAGAUGAAGAAAGUAAAACUGCUUACGGUGUUGAGUAUCUCAAAAAUGGAGAAGUUCAUUACGCUUUUGCUAACAAAGAAGUUAUUUUAUCCGCUGGCGGUCUACAUUCACCACAAAUUCUCAUGCUAUCUGGAAUAGGACCCAAACAACAUCUAGAACAAUUUGGUGGACUUGAAGUACUAACCUAUAUAAGAACUAAUAUUUCAUCUGAGCCAGAUCCAUCGUAUCCCGAUGUGGAAUUGUUUAUUGCCUCAGAAAAAUUUGCUUUCAUUAUACAGGUUUUUCCUAUGUUGGUUCAUCCAAAAUCCAAAGGACACAUGGAAUUGAAAUCAACGGAUCCUUUAGAUUCACCCAAAUUCUUUGCAAACUAUCUAUCGGAUCCCGAAAAUCAUGAUGUCAAGACUUUCAUAGCAGCAAUAAGAGAAAUUCAAAGGAUCAACGAUAGUCCAUCGAUGCAAAGAUACGGAGCCAAACUAGUUGACACUAAAAUACCAGGUUGUGAAGACUAUCAGUUCGAUAGCGACGAGUAUUGGGAAUGUUAUCUGAGAACUAUCAUCGCAAGUGUUUAUCAUUAUGUUGGUGCUUGUAAGAUGGGACCUGAAAAUAAAGGAGAUGCUGUUGUAGAUUCCUAUUUGAGAGUUCACGGCCUGAAACAAUUACGUGUGGUAGAUACAAGUGUUAUACCACUUCCUUUAACGGCUCAUGCUGCUGCUCCGAUAUAUGCAAUUGCAGAGAAAGCUGCAGAUGUAAUCAAAAAUGAUUGGUUUCAAUGAUCAGUUAUUCAAAUUUCAAUUGAAAUUUCAGUUUCAAUUCAUCAAAUAAAUAUUCUUUGUCAUCA
Messenger RNA from Leptinotarsa decemlineata (Colorado potato beetle), 965 nucleotides. Its product is annotated as glucose dehydrogenase [FAD, quinone]. Lineage: Eukaryota; Metazoa; Arthropoda; Insecta; Coleoptera; Chrysomelidae. The record is from RefSeq and is a predicted model, not a curated record. Gene Ontology annotation, molecular function: flavin adenine dinucleotide binding; oxidoreductase activity, acting on CH-OH group of donors.